UUUUUUUGGACAUAUUUUACAUGAAUCGUUUUUACACGCCGCAUUCUGCUCUUGCAGUUGCGUUUCGGGUGCCUGGGCGCGCCUGCUUCAAUGUCAAGGGGAGGCAGCUCCUCGGCUCCGCGGAGCUAUUGUGGGGGUCUGUGUGUACGGGUAGCAGGGAGGAAAUGGGGCAGGAGGAGGUGGCCUCCGCUUGUGCUUAUUUGGGGAAUUCCUUCAGUGAAAGAAAGGGAGAAAAAAAGAAAAAAAAGUUAGGAUUGUUUUGGAGGUGAAUGUGGAUAACGAGGUACUCCGAAUGCAGCACGCCGUUGUGGCGUUGAGGCGCGUGCUCCAAUGAAGUAUUCAUGACAUGUUUGAAAUAACCGGGGGGUACACCUGCCUACGUAACACUAGUAGCUCCCUGGUUAGUGGUCAGUAAAGCGAUUAUUACUAGUUAUUGUGACAUAAACAUAAAAAUGUAGGUCAAAAAAUGUUAUUUUUGUUUCGGCAAUUAGCUGCUAGCCGCUCGUCGCACUGAUUCAAUGGGUAAAGCGGUUCGGGCGCGCGGCUCUUUUUGUGUUAGUAGGCCAGCCCAGGGAGAAAAUAAAGCCCCGUGCGCUCAGAGGACACACUUCUCUGCGUCACGUGUUAGCAGCUCUUUGUAAAGGUGAACGCGGCUGUGCUCAGCCCUCCGGUUAACCCUUUGAUGGAAUCACUCCUUUUGUUUACAACCUGAACUGGGCUCGGUAGGAGUCGCCGUGGAUCGAGUGCAGGAGGCUCCGCGGAGGGGGCGGAACAUCUGGAUCUCUUUUCAGUUGAAAUCAUCUGUGGAGCAAAGGAGGAGCAAGGCUUUCCAAGGCCCUGACAUGCUGAGCUAGACUGGCUGACCUACAUCCUUCAGUUCCUCUGGAUUUCUAGGACACUUCUCCACCUGCUUUGUUCGCUGUGCUGUUUUAAACAAAACCUCGAAGACACAAUAAAACAAGAGUACAAAGAAAGGAAUUUGAUGCACCUAAAUAAUCUGUUGGACUCCGAACAGAAAAAAACUGCAAGUGGAUAAAUGAGGGUUUCCAAUCUUGCAACUCAGCAGUUUUUUGUCCUUUUGGCCUAUUUAGACACCUGAUUCUCCAUCAGUUCUUCACUUAAAAAAAAGCAGGGUCAAACCAGAAGGCAAAGUGUUGUCAUCCCAGUCACAACUUCUCACCCUGGCUGCAGCUUGACAAAAAUGGAAAAUCUUAAUUCAGCACUAAAUACAUUGAACAAAAACUCAGGGGACAACCUGAACGGCCUUGAGACCUUCAACAAUUAUGAUGAGUCUCUUCCUUCCUUACAAGCUACACCAACUCGUUUGGGUCGUCUCAUCAAGCCUAAACCCAAUAUGACCUGCCGGAGAAAGCGGGAGUUCAUUUCUGAUGAGAAAAAGGAUGCAUCCUACUGGGAGAAACGGCGCAAGAACAAUGAAGCCGCUAAGCGGUCUCGGGAGAAAAGACGACUCAAUGAUAUGGUUCUGGAAAACCGGGUCAUUGCACUGAAUGAUGAGAAUGUGAGGCUCAAGACAGAGCUGCUCCAGUUGAAGUUGCGCUUUGGCCUCAUAAGCACAGCCUCAUACAUUGAAAAAAGCCAACAGAUGGAUUUGGGCAACAACGGAGCCAAUGGAGGCUCGUCUUCAUCAUCUUCUUCCACUCAGUACUACUCCAGUGGCUACUCCAGUGGUUCUCAGGUUAUGAUUAACUCAGAUUCCUCGGAAACUGAGCAGUCAGGACGCAGUGAAGGUCACAGACAGAUGGUGAAGUAUUCUCCACGUGGCUCCCUCUCUGAUAUGUCUGAUGGCUCGUCAAGAGACAGCCCAGAGCCGUUACCGUUUGAGAUCAAGCAGGAGGGUGAUAGGCUAGAGAUGGACAUUGCUAAUGGCACUACCACCCAGAUCAUGUUUAACAUUCACCGUGGUUUGGCUUCUGUACCCAAACACCAUCAGAUUCAGCAGCAUCAGGAGAUGGAUACUGGAUAUCCCAGCCAGCAACCGGAGCAGCACCAACUUCUUCAGCAGCAGCUGCGGCAGGAGCCUGUUGCUUCAAGCAAAAUUGCAGGCCAGGAAGCUGCUUCUCACCCCCCUGCUGCCCAGAGGAGCGUCAUUCUAUAUGGUGCCAGCAGCGCCUCUUAUGCCAACCUGACCAGGUCCCAGGAAAUUGAUCUAGAAGCAUCCACAAAGCCAAGCAGCCAAAUCUGCAUCGGCCAACUGCCCAAGUCCAUCACAGGGAACUCCAUAGAGACUCUAGUUGAGGUGGCAAAACAUCUGGACAAAAAAACUAUAGACUCUCCCCCUCAUGAUAGCUGUACCGAGACCAAGGAGGGGCAGCUAUACAGAGUUUGCCAUCUUACCCAGCAAAGUUUGGAGAGUGAUUCAUCAGAGCUUUUCAACGAACAAGCAGAUGGGGUCAGCCAUCCUCACCUGUAUCAUCAUCUCCAACAACCUCCUCAGACAUAUCCACAAGAUGAGGAGCCUCCAAUCCUAAGUUAUGAAGGCAUGCCCAGCAGCGAGGCUUUUUAUCAAGGCCAAUUGGUGUCCAACUCAAGGGACAGCCCCUCCACUGAGGAUGAUAUCUGCAGCCCUGAAAAAGAAGCCUUCACAGACGAAGAGUCCCCCUCUUCAUCCUGUGCAGACAUGGGCACCUUCCAAAACCAACAUUUCGCUGGCGUCCUUCAGCCUGCCUCCCCUUCACCGCAAUACCAAGGAUGGGAUCCCCAGGGGGAGGGACGGGGAACAGCGCUUCCACACAAACUCAGACUCAAACACAGGGCUAUGAGCAAUGGAAGCAGUGCUGGUCAGGAGUCUCCAACAUCUCCAUCUUCAGCAACACCCCCUCCCAUCCCCCAACAUUCCUACUUGUCCUCUUCACCAACACAGAGCAUUAGACAAGACAGUCCAGGUGGAGCUUGCAAACAAGUGGCUGUGGGGAAGGGGGCAAGGACAGGAAAUGGGAAAAAGGAGACAGUUGGGCGACGAAACAAGAGGCGAGAGUAGCCGACUGUCACUGUAUCUGUUGACAGGUUUUCUAAAGAACUACCCUACCAUCAUGCCUUUGUCCUACAAUACAAAUAACCUCCUUUGGGACAGAAAAGUGGACUUUUGUACACUGCUAACCCCAGAGGCAACAAAAAGCUGGACAUUUUGUAGGGCUGUGUCAUAUGUGUACAUACUGUACAGACUUGCCGUUUCUUACAUCCUCUCCAUACCUACAGAAGCACUUUUGUUUAUAUUAUGAGAGGAGGAAUGGAACUACACUUUUUUACUUUUGUCCUAUAAAAGCUUACAAUAAAGCACAUUAAGAAACCUUAGGAAAAGGAAUGUAGAAGGAAUUUGGUACACAUUUAACUGUAGACAAACACGUGUAUGGCUCCUUGCCUUAAAUCAUGAACACUGGGGAAAUCCCAUCGACCAAAGAAGCACCAACACUACAAAGUUCCAUACCUCUUCCCAGUCCCUACCUCUACCACUGUAUACUCCCCCCUUGCAUUUAUCUUCUUAAAAUCACCAUCUCAUUUAUAUUUUAAGCACUUGUGUUGUACAUAUCUGUGAUAUAUGAAUACAUGCAUCUAUAACAAACCUAUAUUUUACAAAAGAAAUUUUGAAUACAAAAAAAGGCAGCAAAUUCUGCAAUGGUAUAUUAGGAUUCAGAACGUGACUACCCAAUGACAAAUUGUAAACAUUGUACAGCCAACUUGGCUGCCAUUGCUACAGCACUUAUUCAGUCUCUCUUUUGAUUGUUAAGCUUCGGCAUUAUUCAUUAGCUUAAAUCCUGUUUACACAGAAAUGGCCAUCCAUUUUGGAGCGCCGGGAGCACUGAGUAGAGAACACGUUGUCUCCUGAGGCAGUCACCUCAUUAAAAUGUCUGGAUUUAUAAACCUUUAACCAGCCUUUAAAUAUUUGGUGGUGGAAGUCACCAGCUGCAGGCUGUAAGCCUUUAUUUUGUGUGAGCAUUACCAACUCUUUCGUGUCAUUGUUACCAUUCGCUAGCCCACUGUAUUUAUUUCCAACCUCCCCUGCCCAUCACUUUAAAAAAAUGGAAAAGCCUACUGGAACAUAGACAGAGAAUGUGUAUAGACCUGUAUAGAUACGUAUCAAAGCAAGGAGUUCGAAUUCUGGUGUUGGUAAGAGGACUUAGACACAAAAAAGGGGGGUGGGGGGCUUAAGGCACAUUUAUGUAAACACUAAAGUGCACUGAGUUCAUGACGAGUUAAUCUGGUGUGGAGGCAAAAAGCUCUGCAUAGCUACUGUUUAUUUUUGUGGUCUUAUCCUGGCUUUGUAGUGUGAUCCAAGGUGACCCCCAAAGCCCCUAGAAAAAGGUAUAAUUGGUGACUAGAGUUUUAGCGAAGGGAAAAAUGGAUGCCAACACAACAUUUUUUUAAUUUGAUCCUAAAAAAAGAUUCAAUUAUUACUUUUUUUUCUUCUUUUCUAUGUGACUCCAAUAUUUUUUUCUUUCCCGUGAUAGCCUGCUGGGUUCUGAUGAAUUGCCUUCACUGGAUUCUAGUUUUAAUGUCUAUGUACCAUGUUUGGCUUUUUGGUGCUUGUGUAUAAAUGUAAAGUUUCACACUGUAAUGUUUGUUUUGUUUGGUUUUUAUAUCCUCUUUUUAGCCAAGGUGAUGUUCUGUUUUCCUCUAUACUGUGUCUUCUCUUCUGCUGACUGUGAUGACAUGUAGUAGCCUCACCCCCCUCCAAUUUUUUCAGUGUGUAAAAAACCGUGACUGUGGUUUUGCUGAUGGUUUUUUUUGAAAAAAUGGACAAAAAAAGGAGAGAGAGAAAAAGAUCGCAGGCGGUGUUUAGAGACAGGUGGUGGUUGGUUUGGCUGGGGUUACCAUUGCUUCCUUUUGACAUGACUGUAUGUAAAGACACUAAUGUUCAUUUGUGAAAGAUUGAGCAUUUCAAGAAAAAUUAAAAAAAUUGUUGACUUGUCAACAUCUUAACGAAAAAAA
Molecule: messenger RNA, 4947 nt
Organism: Oryzias latipes (Japanese medaka)
Lineage: Eukaryota; Metazoa; Chordata; Actinopteri; Beloniformes; Adrianichthyidae
Gene: nfil3-2
Product: nuclear factor, interleukin 3 regulated, member 2
Biological process (GO): regulation of DNA-templated transcription; circadian rhythm
Cellular component (GO): nucleus
Molecular function (GO): DNA-binding transcription factor activity; DNA binding
Source: RefSeq, a predicted model, not a curated record